Amoebophrya sp. A25 is the source of this 1191-nucleotide messenger RNA. The record is from the annotation of a GenBank genome assembly. Lineage: Eukaryota; Dinophyceae; Syndiniales; Amoebophryaceae.
GUCGACGAUUUUGCUAGACUACAGGUUCCCUCAGUGGACGGCGAGUCACGUCCGUUCCUAUGUAUCCUAUCCUGCUCGUGGAUGGUGACUAUGAUGAUGAUGCUACUGGUGAUGCUGUUGGUCGAGUCGGUGUCUUUCUGUUGUUGAAGAUUCACUCCAGCACCAGUGAUGAGAUGAAGACACCGCGUCCUGCCAGGAAAAAGGACGAGCUGCCUGCACCCUGCAAGCCUCCUGGGAAAUUAGCUGACCCCAGCAGAUGGAAGAGUCGUACUUCCCAGUCGAUUCGACCGCGCAGAACGUUUCAGCCGAAGAAAUUGAAGCUGCCGAAGAAGCUACUCCUCAACAAAGAAGCGCCUACGAACACGAGGAGGAUCAAGCGCUUUAAAAAGCAUCUUCGUAUCGCCUUUCAUUCCGACGAGAAAGCUGCUGAGGAUGAAGACCAGCACAUGUCAACAUACAGGCGCCAUGGGUUCCCCGCGAGCCACUACAGGUUUUGGUUAGACGAGGCGGCAAAGCAGAACCAAGAGAAAGGCUUGGCAGCUUGAAAGGCUGCUGAGUUUGGUCUCUGCAUGACCUUGCGUGAGUUCGGUCGUGGGGAAGGAGUUUGGAAUUGGAUGCGUCAAGUCAAGUAUAAGGAGACCAGCCUGUCAUGGGAGGAAUGGCGCAAGGAGCACCGUGGUGAUUUCCCUGACAAUGUAGAUGAGGAGCGGAGGAAGAAGCUGCAGCUUCUUGCGAAGAACGUUGCGCUGAAGGCAAGGGCUGAGAUGAUGGUGCCGGGCAUCACGGACUUAGAAGGCGAAGCACUUGGAUCAGCAUUAUCCGAAUAUGUCAGGAAGUACGAAGUUAACACGAUGGCGAAGCCUAUCGGCAAGGCGGGCGCGCCUCCCGGUGCGAGUAGGCCGGAAAAGAAGACGAAGAAGGAGAAGGCGAAACGUGUUAUGAAGAAGAAAGGUGCGAGAAAGAAGAAAGCAAAAGCUGUAUCGAAAAAAAGUAAAUCAGUGCGUAGCGCGAAGGGCGCAGCAGGUAGAAAGUAGAGAAAUGCUGUGCACGUGAUAAGUCAACGAUUGCCUGUGGUUGUUGGGUGGUUUCCUCGUUAGAAUGAAUAUGCUAAGCGUAGUGAUUUGUGACGAGAUUGCUGCUGAUUUGUUGAUGCCUCGUUAAAAGUAGACCUUCUGAGCGAGGUGUAGAGCC